This is a messenger RNA of Bacillus rossius redtenbacheri, 659 nucleotides long. Its product is annotated as partner of xrn-2 protein 1-like. The transcript has 3 exons. The record is from RefSeq and is a predicted model, not a curated record. Lineage: Eukaryota; Metazoa; Arthropoda; Insecta; Phasmatodea; Bacillidae. The coding region runs from base 38 to 409 and encodes 123 amino acids.
AACCACAAAUCAAAACAAAAAUAACUAACAAACAAAGAUGACUGCCUAUAUAACUGAUGUGGACAAGUAUAGGACGCAAUUUGAGUGUGAUGAACAUUGGGAAUUACGCAGAAAAUUUCUUGUUGCUCACAAGAAUAAUUUUCCAGAAGAUGAAUUAGUUUGCUUAGCUCAAACAUUUACUAAUAUAGAGUUUCUGGGAUGCAGGUACCCGGAGGAGACUAUGAGGAAGGCAGCGGUUCUGGCCGCAGGCGUGGUGGAGGACUACAGGGAGAGGCAGAAGGGCAGACUGCAGAGGACCUUCAUGGCUGCGUCAGAUGCUGCGUCCACGAGGGUGAAAGGUUUGAAGCGUCCACAAUCGGAUACUCCCUCGUCCGUUCCGGAGAAGCAAAGUCAUCGCUCGUACAAAUAGCAGUGCAUCCUCCGUGACGAAUCAUAAACUGACAAUUGACUUUUCCCAUGUUUGGAAUUCUGAUUGCACAAGAAGUAUUUUAAGAACUCAAAUCAUAAUUUAUAAUAUUUUAUAAUUUCAUGCUUCUGAAUGUGUAAUAAAUUUUCACUUUUUUUUAUGUAACGUACAACAAGAAACCGUUCACUCACAUUCAUGGAUACAAAUCCAUACGAUAAUUGUAAAGUGUACUUGAUAAAGAAAUUAAUCGUAA